Messenger RNA from Mercenaria mercenaria, 924 nucleotides. RefSeq lists its product as uncharacterized. Bases 186 to 842 code for a protein of 218 amino acids. The transcript is spliced from 6 exons. Lineage: Eukaryota; Metazoa; Mollusca; Bivalvia; Venerida; Veneridae. The record is from RefSeq and is a predicted model, not a curated record. Gene Ontology annotation, cellular component: lysosome; extracellular region. Gene Ontology annotation, biological process: cell-matrix adhesion. Gene Ontology annotation, molecular function: calcium ion binding.
GUGAUACCAAUGUUGUGACCAUUGUCUUGAACUUACAUAGAAAGUCUAGCGCAACAGGUUGCCACAUGUGGAUCACAUGAUAAGAUAAUUGUCAUUUAUUGCAAAAUACGUAUUUACAUGUUAUAACGUUUAGGGAUGAUUUAAAAAAGAAUUGUUUGAGAAAAAUCUGAAAAUAUCAGAGAGAAAUGUCGAUAUUCCAAAGUUUCUUGCUUUGUGGAAUUGGGAUUGGUUUGGUGUGUGGUACUGGAGAACAUUGCUGUACAAGUAGCCGGUUUCAUGCAGCCAUUAAAAUUGAAAUAGCUGUUCUUAAACGCGGGAGUAUGACACCUACCUUUUAUAUUGAUACAGUUAUGGAAGAUUAUGACAGGAAUAUGAAAAUGAUAAAAUAUAUGGGAACUAUUGUUGAGAAUAUGGGAGGCAAUGACGAAACCACUACGAACUUCACAAAUAUCAGUGACUAUGGAAAUGGGAAGGCUUACAACUUUGGUGUAUAUUCUGGUACCCCAUACUGUAACGUCACACAGAUAGAUCCAAAAGACAUGGACAACGGUUGUGUUCCAAGCUCCCUUAACUUCACCGGCUCGUUUACUGUCGGAUCCGGUUCCAAUUCUGUCUUGAUUAAUUCUUUUGAUGGUGUGAUUGGCAAUUUCCACUGGAGCAUGCAGAGGACAGCUAACGAAUGUGCUCCUAUCACCUAUUCUAGGUUUGGAAUUGAGGACGACGGUACGUAUAUGAAAGAAAAUGGCAUGUAUUUAGACGUUGUUCAGAAUGUUACCAGGACAGGAGCAUUUGCAAUACCUGAUAGCUGUAACCAGGUCAUUAAUACGAUGCCACUGGGGUAGUUUCAGUUGCGAUGGUGUCAACGUUGAAUUACCAAUAUUCUUUCUGUAAAAAGAUCAUAAUAAAGAUCUUUUUUGCAAAGAA